UUUUGCGAGAUUUCUUCGAAAAAAGAUUCAUUUCCUUUCCUUUUAUUUAACGUAUCUUUUGUUCAGCCUUAGCACGUUUAGAGCUGUACAAGUGUAGACUGAAUCCGAAGACACUUCAGUCAAAAUAUUCGAAGAGUGCGGAUGGAUUCUUAUGGUGCACUUCUCGAUUGAUAAGAUUUUAUAAUUUUACUUUUGGUGCUUUCGUUUCGUGUUUACUUAGUUGAUUUACACUAGCAAAAAUGUCGAUCGGAGAUUUAAUACAUAAUUUUUUCGUCACCGAGUCUUUUAAUAAUGAUAAUAAUAAUGCCAAUAAUUAUUAUUAUGGGUCUCGUGAUUAUGAUCGCGGUCAAGAAGAUGUGUCCUACUCCUACUCCUACCCUACGAAUGGACAGUAUCAAGCGAACAGAAUGGAAACAGAUGAUGUAGAAUCGAGUAAUUCCGGACCUAUGUCCACUUUGAACAGUUUGUUCUCAUUCACGAGUCCAGCUGUGAAAAAACUAUUAGGAUGGAAACAAGGAGACGAAGAAGAAAAAUGGGCUGAGAAAGCUGUAGAAUCGUUGGUGAAAAAGCUGAAAAAGAAUAAAAGCGGAUACGAAGAAUUAGUCAGAGCGUUGAGUUUUCCAGGACAGCCUAGCAAAUGUGUCACGAUUCCUCGUAGUUUGGAUGGAAGAUUACAAGUAUCUCAUCGUAAAGGUUUACCUCAUGUUAUAUAUUGUCGAGUUUGGAGAUGGCCUGAUUUGCAAUCGCAUCAUGAGCUCAAGCCUAUGGAAAAUUGUCAAUAUCCGUUUUCGGCGAAGCAGAAAGAAGUGUGUAUCAAUCCGUAUCAUUACCGAAGAGUCGAAAGUCCAGUGUUACCGCCUGUUUUAGUACCGCGUCAUAGCGAAUUCGCGCCAAGUCACGCCAUGUUGCAGUAUUCGCAACAGCCUACUCUAGGCGAUACUUCUUGUCCUGCGAACGUAUCCUUUUCUAGUAAUGGAUUUACUCAUACUUCUCCAAAUUCUCCGCAUAGUCCGGCUAGCUCGAGCGUUGCGCACAGUCCCUAUCAAGUGAAUUGCUUGCCUGAAACUCCUCCGCCAGCUUAUUCUCCUAGCGAGGAAAAAGAUGGUGUUACGUCGACGCAAAGUGAUUCAACAUCGAUCGAGUCGCCGAUGGCGGAUGUAUGUUCGAUCCCAUAUCAAGAGCAACAAUAUUGGGCCAGUAUCGCUUAUUACGAACUCAACUGUCGCGUCGGUGAAGUAUUUCAUUGUCAAUCUCCAAUGAUAAUCGUAGAUGGUUUCACAAAUCCAACUAGUCACAAUCUAAAUCGUUUCUGCCUUGGUCAAUUGUCUAACGUCAAUCGUAAUUCCACCAUAGAGAAUACUAGAAGGCAUAUAGGAAAAGGAGUACAACUUUAUUACGUAGGAGGAGAAGUAUUCGCGGAAUGCUUAUCAGAUUCGGCAAUAUUUGUACAAUCGAGAAACUGUAAUUAUCACCAUGGUUUCCAUCCGUCUACGGUAUGCAAAAUACCAGCUGGCUGUUCGUUGAAGAUUUUCAACAACAAGGAGUUUGCCGAUUUGUUGAUGCAAUCUGCCAAUGAAGGUUUUGAAGCUGUGUACGAGCUGACCAAAAUGUGUACCAUUAGAUUAUCAUUCGUCAAAGGCUGGGGAGCCGAAUAUCACCGGCAAGACGUGACUUCGACGCCGUGCUGGAUUGAGAUCCAUCUACACGGAGCUUUAACGUGGUUAGAUAAAGUACUGACUCAGAUGGGAGCGCCAACUAAUCCGAUAUCGUCUGUAUCGUGAAACUGAGUGAAACAAUCCUUAAAUAAUAUAAAAACAAACAUACGUGGAAAAAACCACCAUCAGAUAACUAUACAAAUUUUAGGCGGCAACGAGACGAACGACAAGUUUUAUAUACAUAUUACUCUUUUGAUUUAUUUAUUUUACUGCUGAUUUGUGUAUAAGCUUAACGUAGCGAGUACAGUUUCUCAAAUUACCAUUUUAUUAUUAUUAAGCUUGGAUUUUUUUUCUCCUUUUUUUUUACGAGUAAUCGAAGGUGGUACAUACUACAUUAUGUAUAGGUAUAUUUUUACGUGGAUGUGUGCGUGUAAUUGUGUGUGUAUGUGAGUGUACGUACAUCUUUACGUGAUCUUUUAUCAUAUCGGAAGAUCGCGUAUUCCUUUUUAUGUGUUUUUUUUCUUUCUCUCUCUUUCUGUUUCAUUUCAAUUCCUGAUCUCGUGAACGUUAUGUUUUUUUUUUUUUUUUACCUGAACGUGGUGCUAAUUGAAAGUACAAUGUUCUCAGAGACGCUGUGUGUUUUUAUUAGGCGGCGGAAACAAAUUGUGUAUUUACGAACAUAAUCUAUAUCAUUUUCAAUUAAGUUUGUCUCUUAGGUUAGGUUUAUUAUGUAGGCGAUAUUCGUAUCAUAAGGGUUUAUAUAGUACAUACUUACGAUUAAACAGCUGGCUUCUGUUACGCUUGAGCUCGCCCUCGCUGUUGCUCUUGCUUGCGAAUUUACUAUAUAAAUUUUGUAUUUUAAUGCCAGUUUAGAGGGGUUUUUCUAUUGAAAAUUUGUGAAAUUGGCGAAGAUAUUGCUAUAAUAAUACGCCGCCGUGUUAAUUUCGUGUUUUUAGGCUAUUGGAUUCGCAACACGAUACCGUCCUUUUGGUGAGCUUUCGUAUUUAAACGAGCCAAUUUGCAUUACGAGACGAGUGUAGUGAUUGAGUAAGAGCUUAUUGCUGAUUUUUUGAGCUUAUUAUCCCGUUCGUACAGAAGUACAUAUUUUAAACUCGAACGGAAAUAAAAUUAAUAUUGUAAGAUUAGAAUUUUUAGAUUUUGCGAGCUUCGUGAUUCGGUGAUAUUUUUUAUAGUACGCGAGACGGAGGAAAUCCCAGUGAAAAGAUGAAGAAUGUAAAGAUUGCUGUCUUCGCUAUUGCGCGAUUUUUUAUUUUUUUUGUUAGUAUUUUUCGCCGAGUUGUUGAGUGAUGAAUUUGUACGUGGCAAUUUUUCAAUCGAAAUAGUACAGUUGAAUUUACAAAAAUAACUGCGUUCAUUUUAUACUCGGAUUUCUUUUUUAGGAAUGACGAAAUCGAUUAAAUAAGUAAUCUAUAUAGAGAACCUAAUGUGCCUUUGUUUUUACGGAAAGAAUAAGCAGCUAUCGAACGAACUUAUUGAUUACUUUUUACUCGCGUUAUAUAUAUUUUUUAAAAAUCUUACGUACCUUUUUUUCAACCUUAUUUGCAACUGUGUAUCUCAAUUAGCGUCAUAAUACUUAAUGCUCCUUAUAUAUUGUAUUAGAUUAAUUUAUACUCGAUGUAACGCAAUUGCCAUAUUUUUGCCAUCCGAACUGUUUUAUUUUUUUAUUGUUUUUUCUUUUUUGGAUUAUUUUUAUCGCUAUAUUACAAAUAUCUGAAACGUGUAUGAUUUUGUUGUU
Planococcus citri (citrus mealybug) is the source of this 3411-nucleotide messenger RNA. It is a transcript of the gene Mad, whose product is annotated as Mothers against dpp. The record is from RefSeq and is a predicted model, not a curated record. Gene Ontology annotation, molecular function: I-SMAD binding; DNA-binding transcription factor activity, RNA polymerase II-specific; RNA polymerase II cis-regulatory region sequence-specific DNA binding. Gene Ontology annotation, cellular component: heteromeric SMAD protein complex. Lineage: Eukaryota; Metazoa; Arthropoda; Insecta; Hemiptera; Pseudococcidae. Gene Ontology annotation, biological process: anatomical structure morphogenesis; transforming growth factor beta receptor signaling pathway; SMAD protein signal transduction. The transcript has 8 exons. Bases 240 to 1781 code for a protein of 513 amino acids.